Messenger RNA from Nymphaea colorata (pocket water lily), 1408 nucleotides. Its product is annotated as protein ENHANCED DISEASE RESISTANCE 2-like. The transcript has a single exon. The coding region runs from base 161 to 1144 and encodes 327 amino acids. The record is from RefSeq and is a predicted model, not a curated record. NCBI's taxonomy places the organism in Eukaryota, Viridiplantae, Streptophyta, Magnoliopsida, Nymphaeales, Nymphaeaceae.
AAAUUGACAGCUCACCGACGUCGACCUUCUGGCUUUUUCGCUCCUUCCCGUAGACCUUCCAUUCCGAGGGGAAGGAAGCAGGAUAACCACGGCCACUCCUCACACUACCGCCGCCAACGACAGUCGAGCAGGAGCAGCGGCAGCAUCAACGUCCGCCCAGAUGUGUCCGACGAAGAAAGGGAAGGAGGCGCCUGUGGGCUCCGGGAGUGGCGGUAGCGAAGGUGUCAGAGGAGGAGGGGUGGAGGUAGAGCCCGCUUGGAUGGAGGAAGCGCGGUCAGGCGGCUCCCUCAAGACUGUCGACCUCAACACAGGUACUAAUGGGUGGGCGUCCCCUCCGGGCGACGUGUUCAAUGUCCGGGGCCCCAACUACUUUCCCCGGCGCCAGAAGAGCCCCGCCAACCCGGCUUACCUCCUCUCCCCUCUCGGCGUCGACUGGCUCCGUUCCACCGGUCGCCUCGACGACGUCCUCGGCCGCCCGGACAACCUCGUCGCCGGCGCGCUCCGCCGCGCACAAUCUCGUGGAGAGUCGCUCAAGGCCUUCCUUCUCGCCGUCAAUCUGCAGGUCCCCGGCCGCGAUCACCAUAGUGCCGUGUUCUACUUCGGUUCCGAGGAGCCUCUCUCUCCGGGUUCGCUCCUCUUCCGGUUCGUCAACGGGGACGACGAGUUUCGGAACGCCCGGUUCAAGAUCGUAAACCGCAUCGUCCGGGGACCGUGGAUUGUCCGGGCGGCCGUGGGCAACUAUGCGGCGUGCCUGCUAGGUCGGGCGCUCCAGAUCCGGUACGUGAGGGGGCCGAACUACCUGGAGAUCGACGUCGACAUCGGCUCGUCGGCGCUGGCGAACGCUAUCCUGCACCUCGCGCUAGGAUACGUGACGACCGUUACGAUUGACAUGGGAUUCUUGGUGGAGGCGCAGGCGGAGGAGGAGCUUCCGGAGAGGCUCAUCGGGGCGGUCAGAAUCGCCCACAUGGAAAUGGGCUCCGCCGUGCCCAUUGGUAUCACGGAAAGCGCCAUGACGACCGCCGCGGCCGCUUCUGCCGGGAAGCACCACCACGCCAAGGGCGGGGGAAGGAGCCUCAGCAAAGUGAAGCAUGUGGAUAAGGACGGAUCGGUGGCGGACGAAGUGAGGCCUAACGGUGCAAGUUGAGUGAGGAGAAAGGGUCUGUUUUCUGACUUUCCUCUACAAACUGUUGGGGCUCUACGCUCGGCACCAAUCUUCAGCUUCCGUCGUCUCUGUAAAUAAGGAAUGGGAGGAUUUAGGGAGAGAAUAUUGGUUGAGACAGAGAUAGAGAGAGGGAGAGCGGUGUCGGUGUUGGGGAUUACUUGUCUCAUGCUUUUGUUUUUCUUGGGUUCUGUUGCCCUGACUUCAUCUUCGUCUUUCGUUAAUAGAAUGAUUAUCCACAUGAAAUAA